CUCUGUGCCCCCCGUAGGGGGGAUGGCAUUAGGGUGGGCCUUGUCCCCCCACAUCCGCUGCGCCAGCCUGCUGGUGGUGCCCAAAUUCCUGGGCAAGGAGGGCCGCAUCUUCGUCCUCUCCCUCGUCAUCGCUGCCAUCUUCAACGGUCCCGUGGCCAACCUGUGGCACAACCUGGAGGAGGUGAUCCGCUCUGCGGGGUGCGUGAUGGAGCUGCAGGUCAACCACAGCCGCCAUCUGUGGAGGGUGACAACGGUGCCACUGAGAGCCGUGAUGGAGGACAUCGUG
Molecule: messenger RNA, 286 nt
Organism: Meleagris gallopavo (turkey)
Lineage: Eukaryota; Metazoa; Chordata; Aves; Galliformes; Phasianidae
Source: RefSeq, a predicted model, not a curated record